AUGAAGUCCAGUUGUGUAUUCUCGCUACUUGUUCUGAUUGUCGCCUGCCUGACGUCAUUGUGCCACGGCCAGAUUCACUACACACCUGACUGGGGUCACGGAAAACGCUCCCUCGCUUCCCAGUUUGUGGACAGUGGAAGUGACAGCAUGGCGCCAUGUUUGGAACAGACAGAGCUAAAUUUACUACUGGAAGUGGCGAAAAUUUUAACGAGGGAGGCCAAGAAACUUAGUAACUGCUUGAAGGACUGUCCUUCGUUGGAAUAA
Molecule: messenger RNA, 264 nt
Organism: Candidula unifasciata
Lineage: Eukaryota; Metazoa; Mollusca; Gastropoda; Stylommatophora; Geomitridae
Source: the annotation of a GenBank genome assembly